UCUCUCUCUCUCUCUCUCUCUCUCUCUCUCUCUUCCCCAUUUCCAUGGACAGUUACUGCUCUCUCACUCCUCAUAAGCAACCCUAGCUAAAUCUCCUUCUCUCUCUAGAGCUAGAGAGUGUGUGCUCUCUUUUGAAAGAUCCCUUCUUUUUCCCUUUCAGCUCCCAAUCCCUCCUUCUUUUGUCACGAGAUGUGGCUUGCCCCAAACUAGCAAGAGAGAGAGCUCCGGCCAAAGCGGCAGCGGCAGGGCCAGACAAAGCUCAGAUUCCCGGGGGCGGUGGGCGUCGCCGCUAUUUUACCUCCCACCGCCGAUUCAUCGACGGAAGAUCCAACCCCCAGCUGUCGGUCGGCGGCACUCCUAACCACCGGGCGCUUUUCUUUCUUUCCCCCGGGGAUUUCUCGCCGUUUCUUGGGCCAGAGGCGGCGCUGCUCUGCUGCGGUUCCGCGGCGGGUCUUGUGCAGCUCCGGCGCUCGAUCCGUUUCUCAGGCCAGAGGCGGCGCUUCCCGACGAGCUCUUGAGCAGGCCGCGGCCUCCGCCCCUCUUCUUGGAGCUGUUUGAUUGGCUUUGGGGGGAAGCCCGUCCGUUCUCGUGCCCCCGGCGAGCGAUUCCGGCGCGCCUUGCUCCCAACCGGAGGGAAAUGGCGGUCCUGCGGUCCCGCAGUUGACCAAUUCGGCCCCCUCCCUCCCGCCCGCGGCCGGUCGCCCAAAAUGGCGGAUUUGGGGCUGUGGAGCCAGGGGUGGGCGUGGGUGCUCUCCCAGAAGCACCUCGUCGCCUGGGCGGGCUGCGGCCGGGACCUCGUCGACCGCCACUGGCCGGCCGUCGCCCGGGCCUGCGCCAGCUCGUCGCGCCUCCUGCUCGAGGCGCUCAGGCAGUGGCGGGGCUGCGCGGCCAGGGGCGUCCUCGCGCUCGCCAGCCUCGGCCCCGCCGCCGUCUUCGUCGUCCUCUGGAGCUGCUUCGUCUGCAUCACCUCGCCCGCCUGCGCCCUCUACGCUCUCCUCGCCCUGGGAGCUGUUGGGGCAGUAAUUCACUAUAUGGGCUAUACGCCUGGCCUUCUCAUUGUAGGACUGUUUGGGAUAAUGAUUAUGUGGAUGUAUGGCUACUUUUGGAUUACAGGAAUGCUUCUGGUUGCUGGAGGUUGUAUGUGCUCUUUGAAGCAUGCACGCUUUGUGAUACCUGUGUUGGCUAUGUAUGCUCUUUAUAGUGUGGCUGUUCGUGUCGGAUGGCUUGGGGUUUUCUCCACGCUGAACCUUUCUUUCAUUACGAAUGAUCUUCUCAACAAGUUGCUGCUAGGAUACGAGGGAAGCACAGAAGAGAGAACGUUUGAGGAAAUGAAGGAUUCUGAUCCAGCCACGGAUGCCUUCUUUGGUAGCCCUGAGUACCCUCCUACUCCGGACAGUGAACCAGAGACCGUGUCUUCUGCAAAGCCCUUUCGCUCAGAACCUACUCAAGAUGUGUUACAUGUACAAAAGGAGCCAUCUCCUAGUAAAAUAGUAGAAUCAGAUACUACUUCGUUGGAUGAGAUCAAGAGGAUAAUGGAUGGUUCAACCUAUUAUGAAGUUAUGGGCGUCCCUCGGAACUUGAGUAUUGAUCUGAAGGAACUGAGAAAUGGGUACAAAAGAAUGGCAAGACUUGUCCAUCCUGAUAAAAACAUGGGAAAUUCAUUGGCAUGUGAAUCAUUCAAAAAGCUUCAGUCAGCUUAUGAGGUACUCUCGGAUUUAGCAAAGAAAAACAGCUAUGAUGAACAACUGAGAAAAGAAGAAUCGCGUCAAAUGAAUCAGAGAUCACGAGUUGUCUCCCAACCGAGUGGGGUAGAGUUCAUCUCUGAAGAGUCGAGGCGUAUACAGUGCACAAAGUGUGGUAAUUUUCAUUUAUGGAUAUGCACCAAGAGAAGCAAAGCAAAAGCAAGAUGGUGCCAGGAUUGUUCUCAGUACCAUGUUGCCAAGGAUGGAGAUGGAUGGGUGGAAAAUGGAUAUUCAACAUCCUUGAAGAUACAAAUACCCCAAGCUUUUGUUUGUGCGGAGAGUAAAAUAUUUGAUGUGUCUGAGUGGGCUACCUGCCAGGGGAUGGAGUGCAAACCAAACACUCAUGGUCCAACUUUUAUGGUGAACAUGGUUGGCGCUGAUAGGAUGCCUCAGAGAUCCUACAGCUCUCGGUAUCCCUUCAGCUUGGAUGCAGAGAUGAUCCCUGAGGACGAAUUCGAGAUGUGGCUCCAGCAGGCGUUAGCGACAGGCGUGUUCACCGACAGCCCGAAACGUAGGAAAAGCUGGAGCCCCUUCAAACUACCUCAGAAAGGAAUGAGAAGUUGGCGGCGAUCGUCAUCAGGGAAUGACAUUAAGUAGCAUGGCUGGCCGCAUGGGGCCUCAGGUGACAGUGACAUUGGGAAAAGGCAAAUAAUACAAACGCUUGUAUUUGUAAAUAGACUGACCCAAAACAUUGCCUGGAUAAGCAACUAAUUUUUUGUCCGAAAAGAGAAACAAGGAGCAAAAGGAACUCUUUACAUGGAAAGGCGGGUGAAUCUGACUGUCCAAAUUUCCUUUUCUCUGCAAUGGAUUCUCAGGAGUUCUUUCGGAAAGACCAGGUGUUGGCUGUCCAGCGUAUGAGCUGCAACCGUAAGUGGUGCAUUGAUCGGCAUCCGAGAGAAUGCCAAGAAAAAUGCCUGGAUCACCGGAGCAGAUUCUACGAGAAUUGAAGGGAUGUUCUUUGUGAAACAUCAUUGAGAGGAUGCUUGUGUUCACGGGGCAGCAAGUUCUGCGAGAAGUCUUUCUGGAGAACGGAAGGAAAGGAAGACUGGCUGCUGUGUAUACAAUCUUGCAUCAAUGUUACUGCUUUGUUGUAACAUUGUACACUGACACUGACAUCCUGUGAAAAACUUCCAUAAUCCAGCUCUGUGUCGUAACACGCUCCUUGCACUUUGUAACGAUCUGGGGACAAAUAUAGCCAUCCUGGAUUGUCUCCUGUUGUCAUUUCUUGUUGCUGGAUACUUACUACUGGUUAAUCUGACUUAACUGGACUUA
Lolium perenne is the source of this 3014-nucleotide messenger RNA. RefSeq lists its product as uncharacterized. NCBI's taxonomy places the organism in Eukaryota, Viridiplantae, Streptophyta, Magnoliopsida, Poales, Poaceae. The record is from RefSeq and is a predicted model, not a curated record.